CUUGUAUUGUAUUGGUGUAUAUCUUGUUUUUUUUAUCUUGUUUUAAUGAUGCGUCGAUGUGGUUGGACCCUUUUUUUUCCAUUGCAGUGCUUUGUGUGGGUUGUUCCAUCGAAAAUACAAGCGGGGAGGAGUUCAAAAAAGUGGAAAAAUUCCGCUCUCUCUCCAGGCAACACUUUCUUUUCCAACUCUAUUCGCUAACCCCAUGGCAGGUUUAAGAAGCAUUAUUGCCUUGGCUUUUGUGCUGGCUAUCGGCUUUCUCUUAGUUAUCCUUUCAUGUGCCCUUUAUUAUAAUUGGUGGCCACUGCUCGUUGUGGCUACAUACGUACUUGCACCUCUACCAAAUGCUCUGUGCGCGCGAUGUGCAGGCGAGGAUGAUAUUAUGUCCGAUUAUAACAGCGGCAUUAUCGAUGCCGGUCAUUUUAUCACCGGCAUGUUCAUUAUUACCGGAUUCUGUUUACCAUUUGUCUUGGCACAUGCCGAUGUAAUUACGGUGCCGGCCAUGGUCAUGAGUAUUGCCGGCGGUUUACUGGUGUACGGCACAAUUAUCGCCUACACACAUUUCUUUGCUCACCGAGAAGAUGACUAUUAAAGAAAUCUAUAAUGUACAUACUUUUGGACUUGACGAAAAACCAAUAUUUCCACACCCUCUCUAUUUUUGGAUUAAAAAAACAUGGUGAACGUAAAUUACUCUGCGCAACUGAGCAAUGGCUCCGUGACCAUUGACAACACGAUAUCCCGGCCUCCCCAUCCAGCGAAAUGCC
This is a messenger RNA of Radiomyces spectabilis, 761 nucleotides long. RefSeq names its product vacuolar protein sorting 55. Bases 203 to 589 code for a protein of 128 amino acids. The record is from RefSeq and is a predicted model, not a curated record. The transcript has 8 exons. Gene Ontology annotation, biological process: late endosome to vacuole transport via multivesicular body sorting pathway. Gene Ontology annotation, cellular component: Vps55/Vps68 complex; endosome. NCBI's taxonomy places the organism in Eukaryota, Fungi, Mucoromycota, Mucoromycetes, Mucorales, Radiomycetaceae.